UUUUCAAAUAAUUUAUAAAGAGAAGUUUCGUAAGAAACAGGUCUGCAAAGAAGAAACCCGAAUUAGCCGUGAAAAUUAAUGCAUGACAGUGACAUAUUCGUUUUAAUUUAAGCCGUUUUUUAUUACUAUGUAACUAUGAUUAUGAAUGAUGUACCGUAUGUUUGGAGCACUGGACUUUAUUCAUUGUAAAUUGUAACGUAAGAUUAAGAUUGGAAAGUUCAACAGGAAAUGGAAUAAAAUGUAGCUCCUGUGGUUGUUGAUUAUCAUCUUUUAGUGGAGAUAAGAGGAGGGCAAUAUGGUUAAAAAUAAGAAAGAAACGUCACUCGGAAAACAUAUCCUGGAAGAUGUCGUGGAACCUAAAGCCAAAUUAGUGAAGAAAUCAAUAUGUUCCAGAUCAUUCCUCGGAAACCUUUUGUCAACUGGUGUUCUUGUUCUUGUGUAUUAUACGUUUUCUAUCAGUUUAACGUUCUACAAUCAAAGAUUUAUACAUUCCUAUACGUACCCGUUAUCCGUUACCAUGUGUCAUCUUAUUGUUAAAUUUGUAUUAGCUGGUCUUAUACGUUCCUGUCUACAAUCUAGAUCCAAAACUCCACGAAUAACUUUAGAUUGGGGACAGUAUAUCAGAAAAUUAGGACCUACAGGUAUAACCAGUGUUUUAGAUAUAGGUUUUUCUAAUUGGAGUUUCGAAUUUAUCACAGUUUCUUUAUAUACAAUGUGUAAAUCAACGUCUGUGAUUUUUAUUCUUAUUUUUAGCAUAAUUUUUAGAUUAGAAAAAAUGCGAUGUAGUUUAGUUUUUGUUGUGUUAUUUAUAUCUGGUGGAUUAUUUAUGUUCACCUAUCAUUCUACACAGUUCAAUCUAGAAGGUUUUAUAAUGGUUAUGAUAGCAUCCUUCCUCUCUGGUAUACGCUGGACGUUGUCUCAGUUUAUACUUCAGAAAAAAGAAUUAGGUUUAAGUAAUCCAUUAGAUAUGAUGUAUCAUGUUCAACCAUGGAUGAUGUUAGGAUUAUUACCUUUAUCAACAACAUUUGAAGGUAUAGAAAUAUCAACAACUAACAGAUUGUUUCGUUAUGAAGAUACAACGGUUUUAUUGACAUCAAUAGGCCUUAUAUUAAUUGGUGCUUGUUUGGCUUUCUUACUAGAAUUCAGUGAAUUUCUCUUGCUGUCUCGCACCUCUAGUCUAACUCUAUCUAUAUCGGGAAUAUUUAAGGAAAUUUGUACCCUGUACCUGGCUACACAGAUUAAUGGGGAUACGAUGAACUCAGUAAAUCUUUUAGGAUUAGUUGUAUGCCUUUUUGGAAUAUCAUUACAUGUUUUACUAAGGGCUGUAUCUAGUAAGUCUUGGAAAUUCUCAAAGUUCCUGAUAGCACUGAUAAGAAAGAAAAAAUACACGCUACAGAAGAAAGAAUAGAAAUGUUAACAAGAGAUGGCGACGCUAACACUGACGAUGAUGAAGAAGAUUUAUUUAAUGUUGCUCGUGAUAGAAGAUGAUGACAUGUGGUUGUGAUUUUAAAUUUAGGACAAUGUAUUUUUUAUUGUAGGGUUAUCUCCCCUGCACUAAGUUCUUUUAAAUACUCCGAAAGAUUACUACUUUGGCCAGUCGGUUGGUGGGUUCAAUGCACUCGGCAAACCUCGGCUGAUUCAGUUACUCUACAUCUAGCCUUGGUUGUAUGGCGGUAAGUGAUAUGUACCUACACCUGUACAAUUGCGAUGCGGCACCAGUUUACUUAUUAGGAAAACUUGUCGAUUCUAAAACCGAGUUCUCAAAGUUGCGUCGUUCGCCAAGUGUGUCGAAUUUUCAGUGCAAAGUUGUCCUUGUUUGAGGAAAAUCAGAUAAACUUGAAAGUAAAACAGCUUCAGACUUUGAAAUAUUUGUAUGAUAAUAAUUCUUCAAAGGCGUCGUCAAUGGCAAUCCGGGAACUUGGCGGACGUCGUCAUACAGCCGAGGCUAGAUGUAGGGUACUGGAAUCUGCUGAGGUUUGCCGAGUGCUACUUUGGGAACUAGUGCUUAUUAAAGGUAGCCAGUAGUUUUUAUACUGUCAGAUCUACACAGUGAAACAAUUGUUGGUCACAUCAUCGAAACCUGGUAAAUGCUCUGUGGAGUGUAUUAGGACUGUUCUGCUAGUCAUAAGAAAGAAUCACACAUCAGUUUUAUGUGGAGCUGUUGCUCCUGUUACAAUGUAAAUGCUCAACACAGUUUUUUUUUUACACUAAUAUUUUAAUGUGGUCAAAGUAUAAUGAAGUAAAAACCCUAUAGAUUAAUCAGUGAUUUUCACCUGUGACUGAAGCCUUACACAUGCUAUAUUUAUUGUAUUUAACUCCAGUGACUCACAAUUUGCCUAAUUACCUAUUUUCUUUUCUCUAGUGACUCACAAUUUCCUCCAGUGACUCACAAUCUACCUGUUGUAUUUUCUCUAGUGACUCACAAUUUGCCUAAUUACCUAUUUUCUUUUCACUAGUGACUCACAAUUUACCUAUUAUAUUUCCUCGAGUGACUCGUGAUUUACCUCUUGUAUUUUCUCUAGUGACUCACAAUUUGCCUUUUACCUAUUUUCUUUUCUCUAGUGACUCACAAUUUACCUAUUUGCAUUUAUCUAGUGAUUCACAUUUUACCUAUUAUCUUGUGUAUUUUCUUCAGUGACUCCAAUUUACCUAUUAGCAAUUGUAUUGACAAAGGUGGUAACUGGGCGUAGUUUAUACACUAUGUUUAAAUGUAAUAUUGUUCAUAGUUUUUGUUUUGAUUUUUAUUGAAUAUUGAGCCAUAAUUAAUUAUAGAGGCCAUUUUGUUUAAAUUUCAUGUAUAUUCAUGAUAUUACAGCAUUAUCAAAUAACAUGACCAUAUAGUUUAAUUAUUCAAUUUGUAUUCUCUUUCUUCCAAAUGAUUAAAAGUAAUGCAUUUAAUUUUGACUAUAAUCUACAAGUAUCGAAGGGUCAUAGAAACAUUUUCAUUGAUUAUCGCAUGUAAAUAUUUUACCCCGGUUACUGGAAAUAAAUCUAUAAAAUAAUUUGAAUGAAUGCAUAGGCUCAUUUAUUAAAUACACAACCCUUAUAAUUGUUACUGGACAAUCAUUCAUUCUAUAAACAACAUGAGAUAAAUAAUACUGGAUAAUCAUAUAUUCUAUAAACAACAUAAGAUAAAUGAUACUGGAUAAUCAAUCAUUCUAUAAACAACAUGAGAUAAAUAAUACUGGAUAAUCAUUCAUUCUAUAAACAACAGGAGAUAAAUGAUACUGGAUAAUUAUACAUCCUUUAAACAACAGGAGAUAAAUGAUACUGGAUAAUCAUAAUCCUAUAAACCACUAGAGAUAAAUGAUACUGGAUAAUUAUACAUCCUUUAAACCACUAGAGAUAAAUGAUACUGGAUAAUUAUACAUCCUUUAAACAACAGGAGAUAAAUGAUACUGGAUAAUUAUACAUCCUUUAAACAACAGGAGAAAAAAUGAUACUGGAUAAUCAUAAUUCUAUAAACCACUAGAGAUAAAUGAUACUGGAUAAUCAAUCAUUCUAUGAAAUGAAAUGAAAUGGGGUUUAACGUCAAUCAUUCUAUAAACAACAUGAGAUAAAUUAUACUAGAUAAUCAAUCAUCCUAUAAACAACAGGAGAUAACUGAUACUGGAUAAUCAUAAUCCUAUAAACAACAGGAGAUAAAUAAUACUGGAUAAUCAUACAUUCCUAUAAACAACAGGAGAUACAUGAUACUGGAUAAUCAUACAUUCCUAUAAACAACAGGAGAUAAAUAAUACUGGAUAAUCAUACAUUCCUAUAAACAACAGGAGAUACAUGAUACUGGAUAAUCAUACAUUCUAUAAACAAAAAGAGAUAAAUGUUUACAAAUUGAUUAUUAUGGUUUUGGAAGAAUUCACAUUUUGAUGAUUCGUUCUGGAAAAUUUGAGGGUGUUUUAAAUCAGUGCAAUGAGAUAUUAUUUGGGUAGGAUUGUAACCUAAUCAAGGGCAGCUAAUUAUAAGGCCACAAGAAUUUGAUUUUUGGUUCUUCAUGAACACCUGUUAAAAUUUUACUUAUCUCUUUAUGAACAUUGGUUAAAAUUUCAUCAAGAAAAAGACUUGGUUGUACAGUUCAAAGGCUUUUAUUUCCAAAUUAUGAGAGUCCUCUUCCAUCCAGAGCUUUAUGUCUCACUUAAAAACAUACUUAUUUCAAAAAUGUUUUUGAACUGUUUUGUUGUGAAUGCACUUAGAAACACUCAUGUGUAAUGAAGUGCUAUAUAAAUCGAGCAAUAAUAAUUUAAUGGCUAUUUAAUUAUCAAAGAACAGAAAGUCAAAUUGGUUCGGCCUAACCUCAAAAGGUAUAGGUUGUUGUAUAUUUAAUCUUCCCCUUUAAAGGGCGUAUGGCUCUAAUUUUUGAAACCUUGAAAUUGACAAAAAUGGUUCUAAAAGCACAUAUCAAUGUAAUAUAAAUGUAUGUAAAGUGAUUUAUAUUCAAUUUUCGAAAAAAAUAUUGUAAUUUCUAAUCAAUUAUGUUCGGUGAGAUAUUGAACGCCAGUCAUUUACAUCUGCUUAGUCCAUUCUAUACGUUUUUUAAAUUAUGAUUUUUGUCGUUUGUGAAUCAGCCUUUACUAAUUACUUCCAAUUAGUGUUGUAGGAUAUGUUUUUAUUUGUGCAUUACAAAAUGGCACCGGAAACAAUAGGGUACACGACUUGUGUACUGAUUAUAAAAUGUUAAUUGUGUCUUGGAUAUUAGGAUUCUAUAGUUUCACUGCAAGAUAACAACAUCAAUAUUGAUAAAAAUUGAUCAAUAUUGAAUUCUAAUUCGUGUUUUAAAUUUUGAAUUUUAUGGAUGAUAUUGAGUUAGAGACGUUGCUCCUGUAACUAAAAGUAAUUGUCUUCCCAAAACAAUAUUUUUUCAAAACAGUGUAUGGAUUUGGUAAAUAUAGUUAGAAAUUUCCUCAGAUAUAUUAUAUGGCCAUGGUAUGACUUCCAAUAGGAUUAGUGCUAAAUGAUAAGGCCAGCUUAAUUUUUCGUCAUAGGUCAGAAGAUGUAAAUGGUGCUAGCACUAAUCCAAAGCCUAACCCUGGGCCUAGCCCCAAUGCUUACCCUAAUGCUAACCUACAUUCUAGCCAACAAUCACGUGGCCUAACCUUGUUUACAUCUCCGCGAUCUUGACAAAAAUUCAACUGGCCUUAACAAAUAGAUUUAGCUCUUCCAACAGUGCUCCAAAAAUAUAUAUUCAUUUUGUCUUUAUGUUUUUAUUUUUAGGCCCCAACAAUAAUAAUCUGUGUUUACGGUUACCGGACUGACUCUGUUUGCAGGGUUGCGGGGCCAAACUGUUUACGCGCGUGUGUGCUUUGGAUUAGAAGGUCUGUCACUGAGUCAAGUGGUGUGAUUUCAAUUCCCCACUUAUACAUGACAAGGAGUCACAGGGUUUUUCCUGGGUCCUCCGGUUUCCUCUCACUGCUAAAGACCCCUACGCGCAAACAAAUUAUUGAAAUAAAAUUUAACCAUAUUAGUCCCGAAAUGACCUACUUUGUGUCAAGUGGACGUUAAACCCCAUUUCUUUCUCUAUCUCUUUGACCCAAUUUUCGUUUAGCCGAAUUCACCAACCCUUAACUAUUAUUCUCUGCAUUUUCCAGGCACUAUAUAAUUCAGUCUUGACAUGGUUUUCUGUAGACAAAUUCCAACACUCAAAUGUUGGUAUUAUUUUCAAGAACCAUGCUCAGAAAUCCAUCUGGAAAUGCUAGGAAAAUUUAGAUAUUAUAAACCUCACAAAAAAAAAUAAAAAAAUCUGACCCUAUUUUAGGGGCCAUAUAACCGUAAACAGAGGUGGGGGGUUGGGAUGGCUUUGUGGUCUAGAGUGUCACGCUUCGACCUCUAGCUGGCCGGUCACCUCUGGCUUGCGGUUGUGGUUUCGAUCCCUGGUGUGAGCGUAUGUGGCUUGGAGAUAGGGGCGCCUUCUCAACCUUGUGGUUUUACUCCGGGUACUCCGGUUUCCUCCCACAGGAAAGACCCCUGCGCUUGUGCUAAGAUAAUGAAAAUAAAAAAAAACGUGUCUGCGAUAUCACCUUCAGUGGAAGCGGGCGUUAAACACUAAGAACAACAACAACGUAAACAGGGGUAUUUUUUUUCUUGGCCGUUACUGUAUAUAUUUCUCUGUAUGAUAAAUGUAUAAAGGAUGUUAAUUGUAUUUAUAUAUUCCAUUGAUUAUGUCAAAAAUAUUAAAAUUAUAUUUAAUUGU
Molecule: messenger RNA, 6184 nt
Organism: Patella vulgata (common limpet)
Lineage: Eukaryota; Metazoa; Mollusca; Gastropoda; Patellidae
Product: solute carrier family 35 member C2
Exons: 10
Coding region: 296-1408 (370 amino acids)
Biological process (GO): UDP-glucose transmembrane transport
Cellular component (GO): Golgi apparatus; endoplasmic reticulum-Golgi intermediate compartment; cis-Golgi network
Molecular function (GO): antiporter activity
Source: RefSeq, a predicted model, not a curated record